This is a messenger RNA of Solanum dulcamara, 1878 nucleotides long. RefSeq names its product protection of telomeres protein 1b-like. NCBI's taxonomy places the organism in Eukaryota, Viridiplantae, Streptophyta, Magnoliopsida, Solanales, Solanaceae. Gene Ontology annotation, biological process: telomere capping; regulation of telomere maintenance via telomerase. Bases 165 to 1673 code for a protein of 502 amino acids. Gene Ontology annotation, molecular function: G-rich strand telomeric DNA binding; telomerase inhibitor activity. Gene Ontology annotation, cellular component: nuclear telomere cap complex; chromosome, telomeric region. The transcript is spliced from 11 exons. The record is from RefSeq and is a predicted model, not a curated record.
UUAAGAGCUCAUGCACCGCACAGAUAAAAAUAUAGAACCACUUCUUCUUUUGGCGCCCUAAAUUUCCUCGGCGAGCACUCUAUUUCUCCGACUUACCUCCGGUGACCGUGUUUUCUUCAGAAAACGAACGUAUAGGGGAGAGAUUAAAGAAGUACUUUCAGAAAAUGAGUUUCAGAAGUAGCCGGGAUGACUACAAGUUCCUUCAAAUAGUAGAUGCUAGGGCUGCACUCAACCAGAAAGUUAAUCUCAUCGGCGUCGUUAUCGAAACCGGUCUUCCCAAGCAAUCCAAGGGCACUGAUUGCUUUUGCUCCAUUAGGAUAAUUGAUGAGUCCUACCCAAGCCCAGGGAUUGCAAUUAAUUUUUUUGCCGAAACUAUGGACAAGCUUCCUCAAGUGCUGACUGUUGGUGAUAUAAUUCAGAUCUCUCAAGUUGUGAUGAAAACUCAUGGACCUGAUAUUUAUGCUUUGUUCAACAAGAAGUUCUCUUCAUUUGCAAUAUUUGACGGAAAGAAUAAUUCAAAUUUCCUCCCUUACCAAUGUUCUUCUAAGUAUCAUGCUAGAGAGCAAGACAAGAAAUUUAUACUGGGUUUGAUGAAGUGGUUGGUUGAUCACAAGAUUGAUACAGGUUUGACUGAUUUACAUUCGUUGAAAGAGAUCAGAGAAGGAGAACGUUUCAAUUUGAUCUGCAAGAUUGUUCACGUAUGUGAAGUUGAAAAAGACAAGUGGAUGCUUCUCGUGUGGGAUGGCACGGAUGCUCCACCAGUAACUAUCAAAACAAAGCUAGAAGAAGAAAUGGAAAACCCACUUCCGUUGCAGCCUGUGGACUUCACUUUGCAAAGAGAUAUUAUCUGUACCUUGCCACCACUUGGAACUGUCUUGAGGGUAACCGUUGAUCGUUGCAACGAGAAACUUGGCAUUAACUUUCUCAAGAGCAAUCGGUGGGUGAAACUAAUUAACAUCAGAUGUGAACUUCAUACAGCAUUGUGGCAUGCUGUCUUAAUGCCCUUUACUAGGGUUUGCUACUUAUCUGAUGAAGAUGACAUUGUUUUACAGCGCAUGAGCCAGUACGAUGAGCGUCGUAAAUCCAAAUGGGGAUGGAUGCCUUUGUCAAGCUUUCCUUGGCCAUCUGACAUAACAGAGACCGACUACCCUAAUGUACCUUUUGUCUCCUUGAUGAGAGCUCUGGCGAAUCCAAAGACCUUGUGGUCUGACCCUUCCCCGGACCCUGCGCAUAGUGGGAGUUUAGUGCACCGAGCUGCCCCUUUAUUUGAGCUGAGGGUCGGAAACAGCCUUUACCUUCACAAGGUCAUAGGUAAAUUCCACUGUGUAGUUCGAGUGGUUGCGGCAUUUCCUUGGCUAGCUGAAGAUUUCCGUUCCCCUUCUGGGGUUUAUAGGAUCAGGUUGACCCUAGAGGAUCCAACAGCAAGAAUCCAUGCAUAUUUGUAUAAAGAGGAUGCGGAACAGUUUUUUGAUGGCUACCACUCUGUUUAUGCAUUAACAAGAAAGAGGAAUUUGUUGCUUGGAACUUCUGAAGGCGAUGAUGGUAGUGAAAUGAAUGAUCAUUUCAGAAAUCCACCCUGGAUCAGGUGUUGCUUAAAGUCUUAUCAUAUCGAUGACGGCGAUGUCUGGGGAAGUAGGAACUUUCGAAUUUUUGCUACCACUCUGAAAGCAUAGGAGAUUGUCCAUUCUGUAUGCCUCCAGUGCUUUCAAUUAAUGUAUGUAUUUUGGCCUCUUCUGCAAAUGUAUUAAGGCAGUUGCUAGCAAGUAGCUUAGAAUGACCUAACCUAUUUUGCUUUUGUUUCUGUAAAUGUACUGCUAGCACAUAAUAGCUUUGCUUUUGAGUAGUAAAAGAAGCUUAAAGCUCCUUGCCAUGUCUUAA